Messenger RNA from Arabidopsis lyrata subsp. lyrata, 1268 nucleotides. Its product is annotated as probable lipid phosphate phosphatase 4. Bases 216 to 1142 code for a protein of 308 amino acids. The record is from RefSeq and is a predicted model, not a curated record. The transcript has 7 exons. Lineage: Eukaryota; Viridiplantae; Streptophyta; Magnoliopsida; Brassicales; Brassicaceae. Gene Ontology annotation, biological process: phospholipid metabolic process. Gene Ontology annotation, molecular function: phosphatidate phosphatase activity.
CUGAAUUUUGCGAUAAAACAAAUACUUUCUCAUCUCACCCCAAAAUCAUCCCAUUCACCAUUUUGAAAAGGAAAUUAAGGAAUUGUUCAUAGAUUCGUUUGGGAAUUGCAAUUUUAGUAGUGAUAGAAUCAGAUUAAUUAGGGUUUGUUUGAUCCUCGAUCCGCGAUCGAUUGAUCUCGCGUUUCACCAGCGGGUACAUUUAAUGAGCCUGGGAGAUGGCUAAGAUAAUGCUUGGAUCUCACUCGGUAAAGAGCCAUGGAUGGAAGGUGGCUCGAGAACAUCUUUGUGACUGGCUCAUCCUCGUAGUCCUCGGUCUGAUCGACAUUGUACUCAAUGUUAUCGAACCUUUUCAUCGCUACAUUGGACCAGACAUGUUAACCGAUCUCACGUUCCCAUUUUAUGAAGACACCAUCCCUAUGUGGGCUGUCCCGAUUAUUUGUAUAUUGGUUCCUAUAUGCAUCUUCAUAGUGUACUAUUACUAUCGAAGAGAUGUUUAUGAUCUUCAUCACGCCAUUCUCGGUAUCGGAUUCUCAUGUCUUGUGACUGGAGUCACCACUGAUUCCAUCAAAGACGCUGUUGGUAGGCCACGACCUAACUUCUUUUACCGAUGUUUUCCCAAUGGCAAACCGAAAUUUGAUCCGGAUACUAAGGAUGUUGUGUGUCAUGGAGUUAAAAAGAUAAUCAAAGAAGGUUACAAGAGUUUCCCUAGUGGUCACACUUCGUGGUCCUUCGCUGGUUUGACUUUCCUAGCGUGGUACUUAUCGGGUAAAAUCAAAGUAUUUGACAGAAGAGGUCACGUGGCGAAGCUAUGCCUUGUGUUCUUACCGAUACUCAUAUCAAUUCUCAUCGGAAUAUCACGCGUAGACGACUAUUGGCACCAUUGGUCUGAUGUCUUCGUCGGAGCUAUCAUCGGACUCAUAGUCGCUUCUUUCUCUUACCUCCACUUUUUUCCAUACCCUUACGACGAAAACGGAUGGGCACCACAUGCGUAUUUCAGAAUGUUGGCGGAGAGGAGUACUGGUAGAGCCACGACAAUGACUCGAACCGGUUCUCGGGGGACGUUGGACAACGACGUCGAGCCUGGCACCUCCGCCUCCUCGCCGCACGAUCGCCACCGUGAAAGCACUGAUUCUGACUUUUGAAAAUUUCCUCCGCAAUGUUAAAAAAAGUUAAUUAGCCGUGUAGUUUCUAAUUGUAUGAUUGUUGUCACUUACUGAUAAUAUACAUUGUUGUUCCUUCUCUUAACAUAUACAUUUUUCAUUUUGGUU